This is a messenger RNA of Malania oleifera, 2087 nucleotides long. Its product is annotated as cyclin-H1-1. Gene Ontology annotation, molecular function: cyclin-dependent protein serine/threonine kinase regulator activity. The coding region runs from base 349 to 1377 and encodes 342 amino acids. Gene Ontology annotation, biological process: regulation of cyclin-dependent protein serine/threonine kinase activity; regulation of transcription by RNA polymerase II. The record is from RefSeq and is a predicted model, not a curated record. NCBI's taxonomy places the organism in Eukaryota, Viridiplantae, Streptophyta, Magnoliopsida, Santalales, Ximeniaceae. The transcript is spliced from 13 exons. Gene Ontology annotation, cellular component: nucleus; transcription factor TFIIK complex.
AGAAAAAAAAAACUCAACCAUUUCCCAUCGAAUGGUUUAUUGCAGUCGCAAGCCCGACUCCCCACGGUUACGCUCUCGUCCCGUUGGCGAAAGCUCAUCUCUACGCGAAGUGCCGUUUUCCUAACAAGAUUGCGACUGAACCAUCCCGACCUCUUUAUCUCUCUCUGUUUCUCUCUCCCCCUCUUGCCGAGCACCCUUUUUCUGAAGCAAGACAUAUGCCAUACAGUUGACCAUAGGGUUGUUGAACUUGCACUUAGAAUUGCAUUCUGCAAAUCCAAGUUUUGAGAGUGAUUUCGGAGCUGAUUAACUGAAGUUCAAAUUUAUUGUUUCUGAGAGACCAUUGUAGCUAUGGCUGAUUUUCAAACCUCGACUCAUCGAGUCAAGUGGAUCUUCUCUCCACGAGACUUGAUGGAAAAGUACCAAGCUGCAAAUUACAGAGCAAUACAAAUGCUGGAGAAGUAUGGAGCAACACUAAUGGAAGUAAAUAUUGAUGGGUCUUUGUCAUACCGUGGACCUCAGAAUGCUGAAAAGCAUUCUCGCUCAAAACCACUAAAUGUUGAAGAAGAAAAAUUUUUGAGGGUCUUUUAUGAGGGUAAAAUUCAAGAAGUAUGUGGAGCCUUUAAAUUUCCUCACAAAAUCCAGGCAACUGCUCUCAUUUACUUCAAAAGGUUUUAUUUGCAAUGGUCGGUGAUGGAACAUCACCCGAAACACAUUAUGUUAACCUGCAUAUAUGCGGCUUGUAAAGUAGAAGAAAAUCAUGUAUCAGCGGAGGAGCUUGGUAAAGGGAUUGAGCAGGAUCACCAAAUGAUUCUCAAUAAUGAGAUGAUAGUUUACCAGAGUCUAGGGUUUGAUCUUAUUGUUUAUGCACCCUAUCGUGCAGUUGAAGGUUUUAUAGAUGACAUGGUGGACUUCUGCCAAGCAAGGAAUGACCAGCUUCAAUUGUUGAAGGCUUUGCAUGAGACUGCAAAGGCGGAAGUUGAUAAAGCUAUGCUUACAGAUGCACCACUUUUGUUCCCCCCUGGUCAGUUGGCAUUGGCUGCUUUGCGCAGGUCAAAUGAGGUGCACGGAUUUCUUGAUUUUGAGAGAUACUUGAGGAACAUUCUCUCUCGUCAGCACCCUGUACACACCGUUUCGGAGCUCGCUGAAUGUCUCAAUGCUAUAGAUAAUUGGGUUGGGAAACUUAAGAUCCUUGCUGCCGAGGAUAUGAAGCACAUUGAUCGGAAACUGAAAUCUUGUCGAAAUCGUACCUCACAUGACGAUAAGAAACGAGAGAAGAAAUCAAAGCACAAAUCUAAAAGGAGUUCAAAUGACAUUCAAAACAUUCCCUCUGCUCCAGAGCUGUAUGUUCUUCCCAGUGUGGACUUUCACCAUUUCUGAUUGAAACAGCUUUCCUUUUUCACUUUUAAUUUAAUUGCAGCUCUUUUUUGCUUGUAUUGAUACCAGUAAGGGUGCCAAAUUGAGGUAUGAGGAGCACUGCCAUUGUUUAGUCAAGUAGCAAGGGUAUCGUAGAAAUUUAUCUGAGUUCAUUUUUAGCAUAGGCAGUGCCUCUCUAUUGCAAUAUGGUACAUUGCCAUUGGUUGUCCGCCGAUUUUAAGUGCACUGUAAAAAACUAACUGAUUUGUGGUUGUACUGACAAUAAUGGUUCCCUGCUUUUAGGUGAAUGUACCUUCAUUUCUCCCCCUUGCAGUCUUGAUGCCGGAUUCUUUGCUUGGAAAAUUACACUCCUGACUUUAGAGGGGUGAUGAUAUAAAGCAAUUACAGAUCUAAGGGGAUAUGGAAGUUAUCUGUUCAUGUUAACCCAGCUGUCCAGCAGCAGUCGACACCCAUUUUUCAGGUUCACGCAGUUUUGUGAGGUGUGCGUGCCUCACAUUAUUUACUGUAUGUGCGAUGAGCAAGUUUUGUAAUGAUUGGGAUAUUAUUCCUUUUCUGGUAGAAGGAAAUGUUUACUUUGUUAGAGAGAAAUCUAAGUACAUCGUCUAUAAUUCAAUGUCGAGAUGGAUUGUUAUGCAAAUUAAGUAUUAAACGGGCACGAGUAGAAAUAAGAGAGGCAUAGUUGCAUAACUUUUGAAAGAUGGUAAACUUUUGUU